AUGUAUGGAAGGCCCGUCUACGAGAGGACUCUCUCAGAGUCCCAGCUGCUCGAGCAGCUCCCCUCCGAUCUCACGACGCUUAUUCGCACUGCGUCGGGGACUCAGUACCUCAACGCGAUUGCACUCGCCGCAUUGCACCCGGGAUGCACAGAGAGCGUUUUCACCCUCUACGAACCAAUCGUUGUUGAUCUAGCCGCUCGGUGGCUUCGAUCGGAUCCUCGUAUCGACUAUAUUCACGUCCUGUCGGCAUUCGCCCGCAUUCUACCGUUUGCGCCGCAUCUACGCCCGCUUGCCAGCCAAUUCGCCUCAUCACGCGCUGGCCCUCUCUCGGCGCUGGCGGCGUCGAAGGAACUGACUUUGCUGCAGUUGGAUGAUCCCACGGUUCGAACUCUUCUCCUCGCCCUCUUCCGACUCCUCUCUUUCGAUCUGGAAACAUUCUCGACAGCCGUUUCGCCGCUUCAACUUCAAUCUCUGUUCCAGCACCAAGAUCCAGUCAUUCGAUACCUCGCAGUCCGAUGUUUCGCUCUAUACAUGCACGCUGCCGACGCAGCCACCCAAAAGAUGCUAUAUGUAAAUACUGGAGCUGCGCCUAUACAAGGAGAUUGGGAAGACAUAACAAUCGACUACCGUCUUUUGGGCCUAUGGGAAGAGCGGCGCUGGGAGACUCUUGAAGCUCAUAUUCGGGACCAAAGAUCUUCUCGGUCAUAUACCGAGGCUUCCGCACAUGUUGAGAGGCUUCGGGAGUUCUUCACCACCAAAACCGCGGAGGUAUGCGGCGUCUUGAUUCCCAGGCUGAAGGAUACCCUCCCUUCAUCAUCUUCUCCCGUUAUCAAGACACCCACGGCUAUUGAAAAUCUGCGCCGCAUCGCAACGUCCUUGCUUGGAUCCAAGCCUAUUCUGCUAGUCGGCCUGCCUAACUCUGGGAAGACCUCCCUGAUCAACGAUAUCGCUGCCACUAUGGGCCAAGCCGAAUCCAUGGUCACCCUCCACCUGAACGAACAGACAGACGCCAAGAGUCUUCUUGGGAUGUAUGCUACCUCGUCCGCCAAUGGGUCCUUUUCAUGGCAGCCGGGUGUUUUGACGAAGGCUGCGAGGGAAGGUCGUUGGGUCCUCAUUGAAGACCUAGAUCGCGCUCCCUCUGAGGUCAUCGGCCUCAUCCUUCCGAUCAUUGAGCGAGGGGAGUUGACGAUCGCCAGCCGAAGGGAGCGGAUCAAGUGUGCAGAGGGCUUCAGGAUUAUUGCGACAAUGAAGUCUUCAUACAACAUCGCGGGUGAAGAAGUCGCCCCGAAUACGUCAAUGCUUGGCAGCAGAUUGUGGCAGAGAGUGCAAGUUGCCUCUCUUCCCUUGGAAGAAAUGCGCAAUGUGAUCCUGCGAAAGUUCCCUCUGCUUGAGUCUCGUGUGCCAACCAUCAUGGAUGUGUACCACAGAGUCUGCGCUGCUUUCCAUGGAAGCCUUGCCAUCAAGGGCUCGCAAGGCCGUACCCCCGGAUUCCGCGACCUGAUCAAACUGUGCAGCAGAUUGCACCGACGACUCCAACGUAUAGGUGCGAAGACUGGGUUUGAAGCUACGCCUGAGGGGAUCGAAGACGAAAUUUUUCUGGAUGUGGUCGACGUCUUUCUCAAGUACCUUCCGGAAAGAUCGAUGCAGAGUUCUCUCGCUUUUGUGGUAGCCGAAGCGCUUCAGAUCUCGCCCCAGCGAGCCCAAUUCUGCCUUCAGGAGCGCACUCCCACCUAUACGGAUAAGAACAAUUCUCUCGUCAUCGGAAGAGAAUCUUGUCAGAAGAUCAAGGUUCCGAGCAGCUCGGCAUUGAAGCUGGCAGCAUCAGCAUCUCGCUUUGCCUCUACGCGAGCUGCACUGUCAAUCAUGGAGCAGGUCGCCGCCUCCAUCCAAAUGGCGGAGCCAGUGCUACUCGUUGGAGAAACUGGUAUCGGAAAGACGACAGUUAUUCAACACCUUGCCACGCUGAUGCGCCAAAAGCUCACAGUUGUCAAUCUGUCCCAACAAAGUGAAAGUACCGACCUGCUGGGUGGGUUCAAGCCUGUUAAUAUUCGAACAAUGGCAAUCCCGAUGCUCGAUGAGUUCAACCAGCUAUUUGAGCUCACAUUCUCGGCAAAGAAGAACCAGAAGUUUUUGUCUUCGGUGUCCAAAAGUGUUUCUUUCUCGAACUGGCCGCGCUUGGUGAACUUGUGGCAUGAAGCUGUUCGUCUUGCGGAUGGCGCCUUCAAACCAUCUCGCGAUGUUUCAAAGGACACUGAGAAUGGCGAUGAGCAGCCCUCAAAGAAGAGGAAGUUGGAGUCACCGAAAUACCAACACCUUCGACAGAGAUGGGAGAGUUUUGCCGCUCAGCUUGGUGACUUCGAGGCUCAAGUUUCUCAGGGAGAUGCCAAGUUUGCAUUUGCCUUUGUGCAAGGAAAAAUUGUGCGAGCUCUCAGAAAUGGAGAAUGGGUUCUUCUGGACGAAGUGAACCUUGCUUCACCAGAUACACUCGAGAAUAUUGCCGGUCUCUUGCAUCAUGGUAGCGAGGGGUCGCCAUCUGUCUUACUUUCCGAGGCUGGCGAUGUCGAGCGAGUUUUUGGCCACCCAGACUUUCGUAUAUUUGGCGCUAUGAACCCUGCUACGGAUGCUGGAAAGAGAGAUCUGCCCCCUGGCCUGCGUACACGAUUUACCGAGUUUUACGUCCAUUCCCCCGACACUGAAUUGGACGAUCUCCUGGCGUUGAUACAGAAGUAUCUCGGCGACUUGACUCUUAGCGACCAUCGAGCUGUGUCAGAUCUUGCGCAACUAUACAUGGAAACCAAGAAGCUCAGCAACGAGAACAAGCUGACCGAUGGAGCCGGACAGCGCCCGCACUUCAGCAUUCGAACUCUUGUUCGCGUUCUCAUCUAUGUCAUUGACCACGCCCACAUUUACGGUUUGCGACGAGCAAUUUUCGAAGGAUUCAGCAUGAGCUUCUUGACCGUGUUGAGCUUGGCGUCAGAGCGGUCUCUCACACCUCUCCUGGAAGCUCACAUCUUCGGCAACACCAAGAACGCAAAGUCUCUUCUUGGCCAAACCCCUCGGCCUCCGGCGGAUGGCAAUAACUAUGUUCAGUUUAAGCAUUACUGGAUGCGAUGCGGUCCUUUGACACCAGAGGAGCAACCCCACUACAUCAUUACCCCUUUCAUCGAGAAGAACCUCAAGAACUUGGUCAGGGCCACUUCGACUCGUCGAUUCCCCGUUCUGCUGCAGGGUCCGACUUCGGCUGGAAAGACGAGUAUGAUCGAGUAUCUGGCAAAGGUUUCGGGAAAUAAGUUCGUCCGCAUCAACAAUCACGAACAUACAGAUUUGCAGGAGUAUCUGGGAUCCUACAUUUCUUCGGAUGACGGUAGUCUGCGUUACCAGGAAGGUGUCCUGGUCGAGGCUCUGCGGAAUGGGUAUUGGAUCGUUCUCGACGAGCUCAACCUUGCCCCUUCUGAUGUACUGGAGGCACUUAAUCGACUUCUGGACGACAACCGUGAGCUGUUCAUUCCGGAGACCCAAGAGGUCGUUCAUCCACACCCGAACUUCAUGCUGUUUGCCACGCAGAAUCCCGCAGGUCUUUAUGGUGGCCGAAAGGUCCUCUCACGCGCUUUCCGCAACCGCUUUCUUGAACUGCACUUCGAUGAUAUCCCCGAGAGCGAGCUGGAAUUUAUUCUGAAAGAACGGUCUCAAAUCGCGCCGUCAUUUUGCACUCGAAUCGUCUCGGUUUAUAGAAAACUCUCAUUAUUGCGCCAAUCGAACCGGCUUUUUGAACAGAAGAACAGCUUUGCCACGCUCCGUGAUCUUUUCCGCUGGGCUCUUCGGGAUGCCGACGACAAGGAGCAACUGGCUAUCAACGGUUACAUGCUUUUGGGAGAACGCGUGCGCAAUCCCCAGGAAAAGGCCGCUGUGAAAGCCGUAAUUGAAGAAGUAAUGAAAGUCAAACUGAACGAGGAUGUCCUUUACAGCGAUGCGCAACUGGAAAAGCAUGCUCCUCAAAUAGCCGAACUACCUGCCGGUAUUGUUUGGACCAAGGCCAUGCGGCGUCUCUUCAUUCUGGUCUCGAAAGCACUGCAAAACAACGAACCGGUCCUUCUUGUUGGAGAGACUGGGUGCGGCAAAACCCAGCUUUGCCAGGCGGUUGCGGAGGCUUUCGCGAGGGAGCUGUUCAUUGUCAAUGCUCAUGUCAAUCUGGAGACUGGCGAUUUGAUUGGUGCCCAACGACCAAUCCGCAACCGGGCCGCCAUAGAAAAGCAAUUGCUGGAUGAUCUUCGAACAUUUAUUUACGGAGAACAGGCUGGUUCAACUUCCCUCGAACAGCUGAAGCAAGAACUGGCCGCAAUGGAUGCAGAAGUGCGGCAAACAAGAGACCAAGAACUACUCAGGAAGAUCGAAAAGAAUAUGAUUCGGUGCAACGCUCUUUUCGAAUGGUCUGAUGGAAGCCUUAUCACUGCCAUGAAAACAGGCCAAUUUUUCCUCCUUGAUGAGAUUUCCCUCGCCGACGAUUCUGUCCUUGAGAGACUCAACAGUGUUUUGGAGCCUCAUCGAUCAAUUCUCCUUGCUGAGAAAGGUCCUAUUGACUCUAUGGUCGUUGCAGAUGGCGGGUUCCAGUUUUUAUCGACCAUGAAUCCCGGCGGAGACUACGGAAAACGAGAGCUUUCAGCAGCACUCCGGAAUCGUAUGACUGAGAUCUGGGCACCGCAACUGUCAGAAGAUGAGGAUAUUCUGCCCAUUCUUCAUAUGAAGCUGAGCUUGAAGGAUGAAAGAGUCGCCAAAGCCAUGUUGCAGUUUGCGAAAUGGUUUAAAGCAACGUUCCAAAACACCUCAACCACAUCUCUUUCCAUUCGUGAUCUUCUUGCUUGGGUAGAUUUUGUCAAUACGUGUCAGACAUCUGAUGCCGUAUUCGCAAUUGUUCAAGGUGCUGCCAUGGUGUUCGUUGAUACACUAGGCGCGAACCCGGCUGCGAUGCUUGCUAUCUCCUUGCACAAUCUUGAGGGUAAUCGACAAUUGUGCCUUGACAAACUCGGCGAAUUGUUCCAGGUCGAUGCCUCGAAGAUUUACUGGGAGUCGUCAACCGUCUCCGUGGAGCCAGGAUUUCUACACGUUGGCCCGUUCAGCCUGCCGACGAUUGGAGACACAGAGCCUGAUCCACAAUUCACUAUGGAUGCCCCAACAACAAUAGCCAAUUCCGUUCGAAUUGCCCGUGGUCUGCAAUCGUCGAAACCCAUUCUCAUGGAAGGAAGCCCUGGCGUCGGCAAAACCACGCUUGUGACAGCUCUUGCCAGAGCUCUCGGCAAACCUCUCACUCGAAUCAAUUUGUCAGAACAAACGGACUUGACAGAUUUGUUUGGUUCUGAUGUCCCCGUGGAAGGUGGAGAUGUCGGACAAUUUACAUGGCGCGAUGCACCCUUCCUCCGAGCCAUGCAGCGUGGCGACUGGGUCCUUUUGGACGAAAUGAACCUGGCUUCGCAAUCUGUUCUUGAAGGUCUAAAUUCUUGUCUGGACCACCGUCAGCAGGUAUAUAUUGCCGAACUCGACCAGACUUUCAAAAGGCAUCCAGACUUUGUACUAUUCGCAGCCCAAAACCCACACCAUCAGGGCGGUGGACGAAAGGGACUUCCUGCAUCCUUUGUCAACCGGUUCACAGUGGUAUACGCAGAUAGCUUCACAGAUGCCGAUUUGAAGAGCAUUUGCGCCAAGCUGUUUCCCGGCAGUCCUUCUCAGCAGACAGAAAGACUGGUUGACUUCAUCUCCUUGCUGAACAUUGCCAUUGUGAACGAACGCAGGUUAGGUACUGUUGGCGGGCCAUGGGAAGUCAACCUGCGAGAUAUUCAGCGAUGGCUCCAACUGGCAGACCGAGGGAAUUUGCAGAUUCCGACAAAGCACUUCCUGGAUAUUGUCAUCAGUCAACGGUUUAGGAGCGAAGAGGAUCGAGUUUUGGUUUCCCAGCUUUAUGACCGCAUUUUCACAGACUCCAAUGUUGGUCGAAAGAGCUACUAUCACAACCUGACACCGGAGUAUCUGCAAGUUGGCCUAGGAAUCUUGUCCCGAGACUCCCUCUUGCAACGCACAGCUGAACCGCAAAUGAAGAUCCUUCCUAAAGAUCUCCAUGUCCUCGAGUCGCUCAUCCUGUGCAUCGACAAUUCCUGGCCGAGUAUUCUGGUUGGGCCAGCUGGAUGUGGCAAAACGACACUGAUCAGAAAGCUUGCCGCCGUCAAUGGUGCGAAUCUGACGGAGCUGGCUCUCAGUGCUGAUACCGACACCAUGGACCUUAUCGGUGGCUUUGAGCAAAUCGAUCACCGAAGGGAAGUCUCAACCUUUGUCCAUGAUCUUGAGAUCUUUCUUCAGCAUCAGAUAUUGCACGCGCAUGCAUCAGGUGAGGUCACAGAUGUCGUUACCUCAGCCCUCCAGAUUUGCGAGCACCUCAAGAGCUCCGAGGCCUCACUGGAUGCCAUUCUCUCGUCACUGUCCAAUUUGUGCCAGUCUUACCCUGAACCAACCCUUCAGCAAUUGCUCAGCAGAGCCCAAAGCCUGGGAGAUGCUAUCAACCAGUCCGACAAAAUGAAGGUUGGUUUCGAAUGGACUGAGGGUGUUUUGACCCAGGCCGUCCAGCAUGGGUACUGGGUUGUUCUCGACAAUGCCAAUCUGUGUAAUCCAUCUGUCCUGGAUAGAUUGAACUCCCUGACUGAGCCGAAUGGUACCCUCAUUCUCAACGAACAACGUACGGAGGAUGGAUCUGCUCGCAUUAUCAAGCCGCAUCCCAAUUUCAGACUCUUCCUGACCGUGGACUCUCGUCACGGGGAGUUGUCUCGAGCCAUGCGGAACAGAUGCGUUGAGAUCUGCUUCAUGGCGAACGAGCUUCAACAGAGUCCCGCUUCACUCGGCCCAUCUUACACCUGUGAAUCCUCUCUCUAUCGCAUGCGCCAAAUUUGGAACACCAACAUCUCCGUGCCUUCGGCUGCGUAUGAAGACUCAUUCGAAGUACGCUUGGAUCAUUUGUCCCCAACAGACCUUUCCUACCUUCAACAGUCACCCGGCAUAUCGCUUAGCCACCUUUACGAUUCCAAUGUGAAAGAGCAAGCAUUCAAUGUGCUGCAGCGCUAUUCCUCUCUGCUUCAUGACAACGAACAAUGGAGACCUCUCGACAUCGCAGGAAACCAAAUUGAUCUAGGCGGAGCAUCUCUUGGGCUCCAGGGAUCUUUGCAGCCACUUCACCCUCUUGUGAACGAACCUCUCGUUUCAAUUAUCGGAGCUAGUGAUGUCCGAUCGGGGCUCAGCAUUCUAGCCUAUUUGCAAGAGUUCAGGCUCAACAUCCAACAGUUGAAACAGAGAAUGCUUCAAGCAGAUGCAUCCGGAAAGCAGCUGAAGCCAAGUCAAAUGACACGUUUGGAGCGAUCACUGGCCUCGAAACGGAUACCCUCUCUGAUGAAGGACACGACGCAACCUGUUGGCGAUUUCUUGUCGGAUUGUGGUCAAACCCUGUACGACUACAUUCAAGGCUUGGAUCAUGUCGCUAUUCAAACCCCUGAAAUCGUUACGGCUAUCCAAGCAGUGAUUUACCUCUGCUGGGAUAUUUUCAGGGCCACGGAAGUCAGCCAGGUUGACGAGGGUGAAUUCCAGGUCUAUCUUCAGAUUGGUCGGAAGGUUUGUGCCGCGAUUCUCAGCACGUUACCAGUUCUGAAGCCACUGGAACUCGCACUGUCCCACGCGCUGGACCGUUUCCAGGAAGGCUGGGCAUUGAAGACGGGUCUUAGUAUGCAAAGAAUGUGGGAUGCUUGGAGGCCUGUCACUCCUAUCACGCAGGAAAAGCUGCAGUCCUUGAUCGAGCUGGAGACCACAGUAUUUGAUUUCACUACCUUGGCUUUGCAAAUGCGAAUCGACCUUUCUCAAUUGAGCAGCAUCAGAAACUCGCUGAUCGAUGCCCAACGAUUCAUCCUUCUGGACGGCGCCGAUGCAGAUGCACUUGUGCAGGGAAUCAAGCAGACUGUGACGGAACUCUCUCAAGCUGUUCGACGCUCCGAUUCGACUCAAUACCCAUACUUCUCGGAAGAGUUUGAAGCGUUGUGCCAAUACCAUGACCUUCCUCUCUCGAGCAAGCGGAGCCGAGACGACCCAGUGAUCCGAACAGUCAUGCCAUUGCUCGCCGGUCGCCCUGCACGCCCCUUGGACACAUCUAAUUUCCAGAGUUCCGUUCCGGACAUGCUCCAUAGGAUCUCACUCUUUUCGGGAGCGGCAAGCAAGUCAGGCUCUGCUCUUGCUGUAGAGGGCAUUGUUUCUUUGUCGCUGCUAGGCAAGCUGGCAUCAGUCAGUGCUACGAGUUUGGGGCAGAUGGACAUGCUUGAGGCAGAGAAACGAACACUCUCCAAGGCUAUUUCUUUCAGCAGUCAACAAAUCUCCAUUGAUCAGUCUAUGAAGCUCAGAAGCGUGCUUGCGACUUUGACAGCAGAGUUGGUGGUCUCUCACCAGGAAUAUCUUCAUCCACACUGUGCCCAACACCUGAUUACACUUCUUCGUGCUAUUGAGACUGGUGACUCGAUGGACAAUCAGGCUUUGGACGAGAUUAUCUUGGAUCAAGGUGUACCAAAUGAUCACUUCUUCAAGGCUUUCUCAAGGAAAGUUCUUCCGAGCCUCAUUCAAUCCUUGAAACAGCACCAUCUUGAUCGAGAGCAAAGCAUCAGGGCCACUGGGAUGGCAGCUGUGCAAUUGGCCGUCAUCCUUCUGAAGCUCUUCGUGCCGGACAAGCCGUUCGAUCCCUCUCUCGGUCUGGUCGUUCAACGCAAACGUCAUUCUCAACGCCUUGCCGAACUCAGUGCCAAGUCUGAAGCCAUUUCAUCGUUUGAAUUGACUUUCUCCGGUCAAUCUUGCAACUUGCGUUCAGAUCUCUUGCAGUCUGAAAUCCAGAAUCUGGGCUCUGCUCCUCCUCCGUCGUCAGUUACUCGGCCGCAGCAGUCGCAGCUCAGCCUUUUACAAGGCGAAUUCGCGAACUUGAUCAAUUCCGUUCUGAAUAGGGAUCCUGAGCAACUCUUGAGGUCGACCGAAGAUGUUCCGCGGUCGAAGGAGAUGAUUCGCCUGCUACGUGAGAACAUCCACCAACUGGGCCGUCGACUCAGUGCGCACUACAGGUCUUAUGACGACAUCACAGUUCCUGUUGUUCGUUUCCUUCAGCUGCUUGACGUUGGCCUGUCCCUCGGCUCUAGUCAUAUGGAGCAGUCUGGCGACCUUCAAGACAUUCAAUCCGUAAGCGAACGAACGCCAUUCUUAGGAGGCAAGAUUCACCCUGUCCUCACGACCGGCAACUCCGAGUAUCCCUCAUCAAGUCCAAGCAACGCAAUUCAGAUGCGCCUCCAUGAGCUUUCGACUCUUUCAGCCGCCAAAGGUGCAGACUCAACAAUUCUCAACGUCAAAUCUACGCGUGAUACUGUUCGCUGGAUAUUGGCAGACUUCCAUGCACUGUGGAAAACAAAGCUGAAAGAGGACCAGGAACAGGAGGCGGCAAAGUCGGACCUGUAUCGCUACAAAGGCUCGUGGGAAGAUGAAGAGGAGGUCAAUGAAACCGAAUUGCAUCAGCUUUUCCCUACUUACGAGGAUGACUCUCUCCAUGGACCUGAGGGUGUUGACCGCGUUGACCCUAGAGCCAUAUCUGUGCGACUUGCCUCGCUUCAUGAAAAGAUUGUUGGAGAUCAGUCCACCGGAGCGGAAUUGUCUACUUUCGUCAAAGAAUCUGCUCGCCUGCUAGGCUCCAUGUGGUCAAAAAACAAAACCACGUUGUCGCCCGUGCAGCCGCAGGAUCAUCUGCCUGCCGUUCUCUUGCUUCUGGACGAUGUGGUAGGAGAAGGGACCGAAAAUCGCCCGAAGAACUACAACUUCUACACCGACUCGAAUCUCCUCGAGGCUAGAAAGCUUGUGGAUUUCACGCUUGCUAUCCAGUCUCGCUUCCUUCAGAUCCAAACAGCCUGGCCCGAACAUGCUGUCCUCCAGGAUGUCAUUACCUGCUGUACGGAGAUACUUCAAUUCAAGCAUACCGAGCCGGUUGCCAAGUUUCUGACCAAGGUUGAGAAACUUCACUCUUUUGUUCACGAAUGGCAGCUGGUGGCUAGCAGAGAGUACUCGGCUGCUUCGCUCUAUGAUGAAAUCACGAAAAUGACCAUCGGUUGGCGCCGCCUGGAACUGUCAACGUGGGCAAAGCUACUGGAUCUUGAGAAGGAACGAUGUGAUGAAAACGCAAGUUCAUGGUGGUUCAUCGCCUACGAAGCCCUCUUCGGUGCUCCUGUUCAGAUGGCGGAGGCUGGUGAGACAGACUUGAGCGAGCACGUUUAUGGCGUGAUCUCCACCCUGGAGCAGUUCUUCCAAUCUACAACUCUGGGUCAAUUCACUCGGCGACUAAAUCUCGUUGCGAACUUCCAUGCUCUGCUUGCUGCCUUUGUCCAAGAUUUCGACUGCCUACAACCGCUUGUUUCUGCGCUGGGCAACUUCCUCUUCCAUUAUCGACCUUUCGAGGCGCCGGUGGAAAAGAUGCUCGCUGAGAAGAGGUCGACCCUUGAAAAAGACAUCAAGGAACAAAUUCAGCUGGCAAGUUGGAAGGACACUAAUAUCGUUGCGCUGAAGGUAAGCGCCAGAAGGUCGCACGUCAAUCUGUUCAAACUGGUCCGCAAGUAUCGCCAAGUUCUCGGCCAAUCAGUGCAGCCUGUCCUCGAACAAGGCCUGCCGGAUACCAAUGGAGAGGCUAGUCAAGCUGAAACUGUGAUGUCAGCUCCGCCUUCUGUGUUCCCUGAAGCCUUGAUCAUUUGCCAAAAGGAUACCCAGUUGUGGUCAAGCAGAGCACUCAGAUUCCGAAACCCAGACGGCACAGCUGGGAACAUGAUGAACGUGUAUUCGUCACUUCCUGCGGAGUUCGACGUGUCCAAUGAACUUGAGGCUUUCACAGUUUCCGUCAUCGAGAGCAUCGACGAAUUCAAGUCUCAGACGCCGAAGACGCUCACUGAGGAAAACAAGGAUGAUGUCCAGCAUCUCAAGGUGCAAAAGCGUCGACUCUACGCGGAUACUCUCAAACGCCUCUUCGAGAUGGGCGUGAAGCGCAAUGCCGGAACCAGUGUGAUCGAAACUCAGACCUCGCUCGCACAAGUCCUUGCCACCAGCGCAGAGUUUGAAUAUGGCAGUACUACCCCGAGCUCGAUCCAAAGUGCCGACUCGUACUUCCACAGGCUUCUGGACUACCUGCCCCGUGCCCGCCUGGCUUCGCGCAAUUAUUCCGAGGAACUCAGCAACGUCGAGGUUUUCAGAAGCAUGGGAUCUAUUGAGCACCUUCUUUUCAUAUCCAGGAGACAGAGAGGUAUCAUCUCGCCAACGCUUUCCGAACUGGCGAGAUUCAGAUCUACGCUCGGCACGAUGGAGAAUCUCUGGACAACGGGCUCGGCGUUGCUCUCAAGAGCCCAGCCGGCCGAAGUGGAAGAUCGGACAGACUUGACUCGGGUUGUUGCUUGGUUGAUUCCUAUUCUUGAAUUGGCCAGCACGAUUCUUCAAGUGCAUUCGAAGUUCUCGAGUCUUGAUGCCUCUUCAAUCGUUGAAGAGCUACUCACCAACAAAUCUGGGCUUGAGAAGCUGCGCCGAUCUCUCGAUACCCUGGCUGUUUUGCCAUCUGGUGUUGGUUCCAAAACGCACCAGGAGACUGUGCAGCGGACGCGUUCGGCACUUGAGCAGUUGAGCCAUGACUUGACGCGAUGGAGCCAGUCCCGUCCCGACUUGUCCUUUGCUUUGGAUCAAAUAGCCCCCUGGGUCCACAUCAAGCUCGUCUCUCGCUCGGAAUCCAUAGCACAAGGCGAUAUUUCUCUCCAAAGCUUCGACAAGAAUCUUCUUGGGGCCAUUGACAAGAUGCUCAUCGGUCUCCAGCAGCUCAAGGAUGUGCCUUCCGCUAUUGACUUCCCUGGACAACUAUCCAGAAGCGAUGAGUUCUUCGCACGGGCAUUGAAGGCCGUCCAUCUUCCCGAAAUCACGUCGUCGCUGCAGGCUGCUCUUGAUCAAAUCCAAAGCCUGCAAAACCACUCCUCUGGCGAUAUUUCCACCGCGGCCGCUCUAGUUACCAGCGUUCUCCCAAUUGCCAACAGAUACUAUCAGAUCUGCCAAGAUCUGACGAAUCGCUUCAUCUCAGUCCACCGUGAGGUCUGCAAGACGUCGUACAUCCUGACCAAGACGUUCACGCAGAUAGCCUCUGAGGGCUUCUGCAGUCCAGCUGAGGCAUCCGAAGAGUCUGGUAAAGAUGGCAAGUUGGAGAGUGGAACGGGUCUCGGUGACGGGGAAGGCGCUGAAGACAUCAGCAAAGACGUCGGAGAGGACGAAGAUCUCUCGGAGCUGGCGCAGCAGGAGAAGAAAGAAGACGCUAAGGAAGAGAUGGAUGACUCCGCUGACGCUGUCAACAUGGAUCAAGAAGAACUUCAGGCCGAGACUGGUGAACAGCAGGACGGCGAAGAGGACAAGGAAAAGGAUGAGGAUGGUUCCGAAGAGGAGGACAAUAUCGAUGACGAAGUAGGAAGUGUCGACGAUCUUGAUAAUGCCGCUGUUGAUGAGAAGCUCUGGGACGGUGACCACGACGAACAACAGAAAGAGACCGAGAACAACGAAGGCAAGGGAACUGGCGAGGCUGAAGAUCAGGCUGCUGCACAGGAACAAAAGAAGGAGGAUGAGAAGGGAGAGAAGGGAGACGAACAGGAGGAUGAAGAAGCUGACGAGGAUGAAGAGGCACCUGAUGAUGAAGGCGAGGCGGUUGGUCGUGAAGAUAUGGAUGUGACAGACCCUCAGACCAAGGAAGAGGAUGCCCUGGACCUUCCAGAGGAGAUGCAGUUGGACGGCGAUGAGAAGGAGGGAGGCGAGGAAGAUGAUGAUGAUGGCAUAGAUGACAUGUCCGACAUGGGCCCUCUUCCCGAAGACGACGAGAAGAUGCAAGAGCAGGAUGAACAAGGUGGAGAUGAGGAUGCGGAUAUGCCACCUGAUGAGGAAGUGACAGGAGAGGAUGAAGAAAUGGGCGACGAAGGCGGUGCCGACGAAGCUGAAGAGAACGGUGAUGAGAAGGAAGCCGACGGUGAAGAACCCGAGGAGCCAGAACAAGACGACUUCCUUGCCCAGCGCGACGAAAAUGAGGCCGCCGGCGACAAUGUUGCUGAAAGUGAAGCUGUCACUGGUGGACUGGGUGCUGAUCAGGACCAAAAUGAGGAGAAGGGUGCUUCUGGUGAUGCCCAGCAGGAGAGCGGCUCAAAUGAUCCUAGCGCCAAUGCAGAACAACAAACGGGUGCUGCAAAGGAUAGCGAAGAAAGCAAGCGAAGCCGGGACGCGGGUGGUGCCGACGAUAUGACCCCCAACGACCCUCAAAUGCAAGCCUUCAAGAAACUGGGCGAUAUCCUCGAGCAAUGGCAUCGACGACAAAAGGAGGUUUUGAACGCAUCGCAGGAAGAGGAAGACUCGCAGCCUCUACCUCAAGAUACCGAUAUGGCCGAUGCGGAUUUCGAGCACCUCAAGGACGACGAUGAUGUCGCUGACACCCAGGCUCUCGGACAAGCGAGUGAGGACCAGACACAGGCCCUCGACCAGAACAAGGGCGUGGAGUCUGAUAUCAAGCCGGGGGAGAAUGAAGUGCUCCCGGAUGUCUCGGACGACUAUCAAGACGCUCUGGACAAUCAACUCGAAGACCAGAUGCAGUUGGACCGCGAUACCGUUACUACGGAUGACCAAGCGGCUGGAGCUUUUAUUCCCAGUGGCCAGACCUCCCAUGACCGUAUGGACGGCGCGCCAGAGGCACAAGAAGCUACGGAGGAACUGGACGAAGUUGACACGCAACUCGCGGCUAUCCACCUCUCCUCCUCGCUGCCCGCAUUGACACCCCAACAUGAAGCCAGGCGCCUGUGGUCGCGCUACGAAUCUGCGACGAACGACCUCUCACUGUCCCUGACCGAGCAGCUCCGUCUCAUCCUCGCCCCGACGCUAGCCACCAAGCUCCGCGGCGACUUCCGCACCGGCAAGCGUCUCAACAUCAAGCGUAUCAUCCCCUACAUCGCAUCCCAAUACAAGCGCGACAAGAUCUGGAUGCGGCGCUCGAUCCCCUCAAAACGGAACUACCAAAUCAUGCUCGCCGUCGACGACAGCAAAUCCAUGCUGGAAAGCGGCAGCGGCCAACUCGCGUUCGAGACGCUGGCCCUGGUAGCCAAGAGUCUGAGCAUGCUCGAAGUCGGAGAUCUGUGCGUCCUGGGCUUCGGUAAUGAGGAACACGUCCGCGUCGCGCACGAGUUCGGCAAACCCUUCUCCUCUGAGGCCGGCAUGCAGGUGUUCCAGCAUUUCAGCUACCAGCAAACCGGCACAAAUGUGCGCAAGUUGAUCGCCGACUCGAUCGCGCUCUUCCGUGAGGCACGCUGGAAGCGCUCCCCUGGCGCUGGCUCCGCGGAUCUGUGGCAGCUUGAGCUGAUUAUCUCCGACGGUAUCUGCGAGGACCACGAUACUAUCCGUCGUCUUGUGCGCCAGGCUCUUGAGGAACGCAUUAUGAUUGUCUUUAUCAUCGUUGAUGCGGUCAAGGGCAGCUCCAUCCUUGAUCUUUCGCAGGCGAGCUUUGAGCCUGAUCCCAUGGCUGGUGGCGAGAUGAAGCUUUCUAUGAAACGGUACCUGGAGGGUUUCCCUUUCCCCUACUAUCUUGUUGUUCGGGAUGUGCGUGAGUUGCCGGCUGUGCUCGCCACCGCGCUGAAGCAAUGGUUUGCCGAGGUGGUUGAUGUGUCGUCGUGA
This is a messenger RNA of Penicillium riverlandense, 14754 nucleotides long. Its product is annotated as AAA family ATPase midasin. NCBI's taxonomy places the organism in Eukaryota, Fungi, Ascomycota, Eurotiomycetes, Eurotiales, Aspergillaceae. The transcript has a single exon. Gene Ontology annotation, molecular function: ATP binding; ATP hydrolysis activity. The record is from RefSeq and is a predicted model, not a curated record. Gene Ontology annotation, cellular component: nucleus; preribosome, large subunit precursor. Gene Ontology annotation, biological process: rRNA processing; ribosomal large subunit assembly. Bases 1 to 14754 code for a protein of 4917 amino acids.